This is a messenger RNA of Rhizopus microsporus ATCC 52813, 1044 nucleotides long. RefSeq lists its product as uncharacterized. The transcript has 3 exons. Gene Ontology annotation, molecular function: RNA binding. The coding region runs from base 1 to 1044 and encodes 347 amino acids. The record is from RefSeq and is a predicted model, not a curated record. Lineage: Eukaryota; Fungi; Mucoromycota; Mucoromycetes; Mucorales; Rhizopodaceae.
AUGUCAAAGGCAGAGCAGGUGAAUCAACAGCUUCAUGAGAUAUUUGAUCCUGAGAACUUGAAAAAGGACAACUUUUUCAGAGAGCUUGUUGAAAGAGAUCCUGAAGGGUGGGUUCCUAUAAAGAAGAUGAGCAUGAUUAAGCGAUUCAAGCAGAUCAUCGAAGGCGAUCUCUCUUUAUUCGAAGAAGCAAUCUCUAUAUCGCCCGAGGACUUUGAGAUCAACGAAGCCAAGACUCAUUUACGUUGCAUAAAGAAGGCUGAAGAGCCAAAAAAGGAAGAAGAAAAGGAUGAAAAGCAAUCAAAGAAUGAAGAAAAGAUUAAAAACCAUAUCGAAAGUUUGAACCAUCGAUCUAUUUAUGCUAAAGGAUUCUCGGUGGAUAAAGAACCAAGUGAAAAGGACUUGAAGGAAUUUUAUGGUAAAUUUGGACGUGUCUUGUCUCUCAAGUUCCGUCGUGAAGGUGAUAAGAAAUAUGAAGGAAAGUUCAAAGGCAGUAUCUUUGUCGAAUUCGAAAGUCAAGAAAUUGCCGAACGUGUUGUUGCCGAGGCAACAGAGUAUGAUGGUAAGGAACUCCUGACGAUGAUCAAGGGCGAUUACAUUGACAUGAAGAAGCGUGAAAAAUACCAAGAUCAGGAAUUCGAGUUUAAAGAAAUGAAGAAGCGUCACCGAUACUUGGUCGAGUACAAGAAUGCAAAAGACACACAAUUCUCUGAUAUCAAACAGAUCAUUAAGGCAAUCACACCUGUUGGCCGUGUGGAAAAGUUAAAGGAAGCUGGCUCAGGCGUGCUCGAGAUUUUUGACAUCACGCCUGAGGAAUUUUUGAGUAAGCUGGGAGAACAGAAAGCGGAAGGUAUCCAGUUUAUGCUGUGUAGUGCUGAAGCAAGAAAGCAUUUCCUUGAAUGUCAAGAUAAAGUGAAGCAUCGUCAUGGCAAAGGUGGCAGAGGUGGCCAUGGAUUCAGAGGAAAGAAGAGACCUCAGGGAAGACAACAAGAUGAUAGCAAUAAGCGUCCUCGAGGAGUGGUCGAAGUAAAGACCGCAGAGAAAUAA